UCCAAUAGGAAGGCGCGCUUCCGAUGUUUUUGCCCACCGCCGGCCAAUCAGCGGCCGCGGGGAGAUUCAAACGGGGAGCGGCGCGCGCGGCCUAAGCCCGGCCGGGAGCGGGCGGCGGCGGCAGCGGCUGAGGAACUUCUUCAGGAUGGAGAGCUACAUUUCUUGCCUUUGCUGGAUUCUUGGGAUCAUCUGAAGUAAUCUCACCCUUAUCCAAGUUAACUUCUUGACAGAGCAUAUCCAUUCUUCAAGAGACAAUUAUUCUGUAUUGUACACAUUGAACCUUCUUCAGUUAAGAAGCCACAUAUCAGAAAUAUGGAGGAGGAGGAGGAUCUAAGUGAACGGGGAUUGCCACGAAUUGCUUCAAUCAUGAGUAGAGUUAGAGACCUGAAAAACAAAUACAGAAAUGAAGACAAUAUCACAGAUGAACUCAACUGUACUAAAAUCUCAGCUGAUACAACAGAUAACUCUGGAACAGUUAAUCAAAUAAUGAUGACAAAUAACCCAGAAGACUGGCUGUCUUUUUUACUUAGGCUGGAGAAAAAGGGUAUUCCUCAUAUGGAUGUUAGUACACUGAACAGACUCAUUGGUCGCUACAGUCAAGCAGUAACUGCGUUACCUGCAGAAAAGCAUAGUGAAGAUGAGAAGUAUGCUCGCAUCCUUGUGAGAUUUGCUGAGUUGAAAGCUCUUCAAGAUCCUGAGGAAGCACGGGACCAAUUUCAUCUGGCCAGACUGAAUUGCAAGAAAUUUGCUUUUGUGCAUGUGGCUUUUGCACAGUUUGAGCUAUCACAAGGGCAUGUGAAGAAGUGUAAGCAGCUCCUUCAAAAAGCUAUGGAGUGCUCUGCUGUUCCACUAGAAAUGUUGGAAAUGGCUCUACAAAACUUGAAUUCGCAAAGAAAGCAGUUGCUUUCAGAUGAGGAGAAAGAGAACUUUGCAGUAUCAAGUAUACAGGAGUCUGGACUUCAGAGCAUACCUGGAAAUCACAGAAUUAUAAAAAGAAAUGAUUCUGCUGACAAUUCUUCUAGUGUUACUAGAACUCUGCUCGGGGAAGAGAAAUCACAAGAACUUGAUUGUACAGUUAACUUCCACAAUCCAUUAAGACCACUGAACAAAUCUAACCAGGCCUGCCCUUUUGGGAGGGUUCCUGUUAAACUGGUAACUGAUACUGAUGAUGCUGUGAAGACAGAUGUCCCACUUACAGCUAGCAUUAUGAAGAGGCAAAUAUCCAGCUCCAAAUGUACAGCCCUGAUUCCACCUUUUCCACUAUCUGAAUCAAAAUCUAGUGGGGGUGAUUCAUAUAACUUCGGAGACUUAAAGUUGCAGAUGUUGGAUGAGAACAGCUUAGAAGUUGCUACCAAUUCAACUGUAACUCUCAGAAACAAAAUGGAUACAAAUCCUCUGAUAAAAAGAGAAGAAAGUAAAGUCCAGAAUCAAGAAGUGAAGAAACCAGAGCCAAUGAGCAUAGAGAGUCAACAGCAAGAAUCCAGUUUGGCUGAAAGCCAGAGAAGGCAAUUGGAUCAGAUCAAACUAAACUGUGUGAACUCCAGAAACAAAUGGCCAAGUCAAGAAGUGAUGCAGACAAGCUGUUAUAGAGAGGGAAAACAGUCAAAUCUUGAACAGUCUGGUCAUCCCAUUUCAAGAAGACUGUCACCACCAGAUGCUGUUUCUAAGAAAAAUGAUCCAUUGUAUGUUUGUGGAACACCAAGCACUACAUAUGAUUAUAUGGAGUGUUUCAGAACACCAGUCAUAAAGAACAACUUUUCACCAGGAUACCAAAUUUCUACUCCCUACAGCCAGCUCCCAUAUUUCCUAUCACAUACUCCAGCAACUACAUUUCAAAAUCAGAUGGGCUUGCAGGUUUCAGCUUCUAUACCUGCACAUGAAUGCAUUGCUGUCAAAGGAAGAGUUUAUACAAUAUUAAAGCAAAUAGGUAGUGGCGGCUCAAGUAAGGUGUUUCAGGUACUGAAUGAGAAGAAGCAGCUGUAUGCGGUCAAAUAUGUGAAUCUAGAAGAAGCCGAUCAACAGACUAUUGACAGCUAUAAGAAUGAAAUUGCUCAUUUGAGUAAACUACAGCAGCAUAGUGAUAAGAUAAUUCGUCUUUAUAGCUAUGAGAUUACAGAUCACCAUAUCUACAUGGUAAUGGAGUGUGGAAAUAUUGAUCUCAAUAGCUGGCUGAAAAAGAAAAAAAACAUUGAUCCAUUGGAAAGGAAGAGCUAUUGGAAAAAUAUGUUGGAAGCUGUUCACACAAUUCACGAACACGGUAUUAUUCACAGUGAUCUGAAACCAGCAAAUUUUCUGAUAGUUGAUGGAAUGUUAAAACUGAUUGACUUUGGCAUUGCAAACCAAAUGCAGCCAGAUGUGACAAGCAUCGUUAAAGAUUCUCAGGUUGGCACAAUGAAUUACAUGCCACCUGAAGCAAUACAAGAUAUGUCAUCUUCCUAUGGAGAAAAUGGGAAAUCUCAGUCUAAGAUAAGUCCAAAAAGUGACGUGUGGUCAUUGGGAUGCAUUUUGUAUUGUAUGACAUAUGGAAAGACUCCAUUUCAACAUAUAACAAAUACACGUAAAAAACUGUAUGCUAUUGUUGAUCCUCAUUAUGAAAUAGAAUUCCCAGAUAUUGCUGAGAAAGAUCUUCAAGAUGUGCUAAAGUGCUGUUUAGUAAGAAAUCCUAAACAAAGAAUAUCAGUUUCAGAGUUGCUGAUACAUCCCUAUGUCCAAAUUCAAUCCCACAGUCAAACAGGUGUUCCGAGUGCAAAAGGAACAGAAGUAAAGCGUAUCCUUGGCCAACUUGUUGGCUUAAAUUCUCCAAACUCUAUUUCCAGAGCUGCUAGGACUUUAUAUGAACAAUGCAACAGUGGUAAAAGUCUCGAUGUAUCCGCAUUUGCAAAACCUGGGAGUCAAAAAUCAUGGACAACAAAGUGAUGCACUGAUGCUCAGGACGCAACAUAUCUGGUCUGUUCAAAAGAAUAUUUUGUGCUGCUAGCUUUUUUAAAAGGACACUCAGCAAAAGUUCACAUUUUAAAAUGUAAAUGUAAAAACGUAUGUACAAUAAAUCUAUGCCACUUGGAUAGAACAAUUAAAAUUCCUAGCAGGUGAUUAUGGUCUUUGUUACUAAAAGCACUACAGUGUUUGGAUAACAAACUUGUGCAAGACUCUUCAAGCUUCUCAUCCCCCUGGAAGUAAAUUAAGAAAAACACUUCCUAAAACACCAGUUGGUGGACAUGUAAAACCUGCAACUGCCUUAAAGUAUCUCCUAUGAUGUGAACACGGGGUUUUGUGCUGUUCUAUCUUUUGCCACUAAAUAAAUACCUCUUGUGUCCAUGUCUGACCGUAACUAAGGAAAUGAGCACUGUUUAUAUGAACAAUCAGUUAGAAUUCUGGUAGGUAAAUGUCACCCAGUUCUUGAGCUGUUCCUCUGGUUGAUAAAUGGCAUGGUGGAAGUAUCAGUACUGUACUAAAGAAUAAUAUGAAUAAAAUAGGUUUUGUUAAAAAUA
Oxyura jamaicensis (ruddy duck) is the source of this 3488-nucleotide messenger RNA. It is a transcript of the gene TTK, whose product is annotated as TTK protein kinase. Gene Ontology annotation, cellular component: spindle; kinetochore; nucleus. Lineage: Eukaryota; Metazoa; Chordata; Aves; Anseriformes; Anatidae. The transcript is spliced from 23 exons. The coding region runs from base 313 to 2916 and encodes 867 amino acids. Gene Ontology annotation, molecular function: protein serine/threonine kinase activity; ATP binding; protein serine/threonine/tyrosine kinase activity. The record is from RefSeq and is a predicted model, not a curated record. Gene Ontology annotation, biological process: chromosome segregation; mitotic spindle assembly checkpoint signaling; protein localization to kinetochore.